GCCCAUUCCAGGAAGCCACGACGGGGAGUCACCCUGCACCGGGCGCUCCAGCCUCGCCAUGCUUGCCGUCCGCAGCCGCCUGGCCAGCGCGCUCACCGCGCGGGUGCGCGCGCCACAGGCAUGUGCAUCCUUUGCCACAGGCCCCAGACAAAGCGACGGAACAUUCUAUGAAUUCCGUACCUACUAUCUUAAAUCCUCAAAGUUGAAUGAGUUCCUGGAAAAUUUUAAGAAAAAUGUUCACCUUCGGACAGCUCAUUCUGAAUUGGUUGGAUAUUGGAGUGUAGAAUUUGGGGGCAGAAUGAACACAGUAUUUCAUAUUUGGAAAUACGAUAAUUUUGCUCAUCGAACUGCAGUUAGAAAAGCCUUGGCUGAAGAUAAGGACUGGCAAGAACAAUUCCUCCUUCCCAAUUUGCCUCUCAUUGAUAAACAAGAGAGUGAGAUUACUUAUCUGGUCCCUUGGUGCAAACUAGGAAAGCCUCCAAAAGAAGGUGUCUAUGAACUGGCCACUUUUCAAAUGAAACCUGGGGGCCCAGCUCUGUGGGGCGAUGCAUUUAAAAGGACAGUUAACGCUCAUGUCAACCUAGGCUAUGCUAAACUCAUUGGUGUUUUCCACACCGAAUACGGAGCACUCAACAGAGUUCAUGUUCUUUGGUGGAAUGAAAACGCGGACAGUCGUGCUGCAGGAAGACAUCAGUCUCACGAGGACCCCCGAGUAGUGGCAGCUGUUCGGGAAAGCGUCAACUACCUGGAGACUCAGAAGAAUAAGCUUCUGAUACCUACAUCAUUUUCACCAUUGAAAUAAGUUUCUACUGAAAUACCAAGCGUUGCAUUCACCUGGCAUUGAGAUGUGUCUGCAAAUGGUGUUUAAGCUCUCCCAAGAGGAUUAUUCUCCCUAUGAUGUAAAGGAGGUAAUAAGUUCAGUCAUUGGGUCCCUUGCAUUUUUUUAAAGCCACCUCUGUCUUUUGUCAUCAUGUCACCUCAGGAGACAGCUGUCUUCAUUUCCUCUAGAAUCUG
Molecule: messenger RNA, 1014 nt
Organism: Perognathus longimembris pacificus (Pacific pocket mouse)
Lineage: Eukaryota; Metazoa; Chordata; Mammalia; Rodentia; Heteromyidae
Product: protein NipSnap homolog 3A
Exons: 6
Coding region: 59-802 (247 amino acids)
Cellular component (GO): mitochondrion
Source: RefSeq, a predicted model, not a curated record